Messenger RNA from Hyla sarda, 1360 nucleotides. RefSeq lists its product as uncharacterized. Lineage: Eukaryota; Metazoa; Chordata; Amphibia; Anura; Hylidae. Bases 1 to 714 code for a protein of 237 amino acids. The record is from RefSeq and is a predicted model, not a curated record. The transcript is spliced from 3 exons.
AUGUGUGACUGGUGUGGUGUAUACAAGUGUGAGGUGCAGGCUUGGCGCUGUGUGUGUGUGAACUGCGUGCUGUGUACGAGUGUGAGGUGCAGGCGCUGUGUGUGUGAACUGCGUGCUGUGUACGAGUGUGAGGUGCAGACGCUGUGUGUGAAAUGUGUGCUGUAUACAAGUGUGAGGUGCAGCCACCAGGGCUCUAGUCCUGCAGUAGUGCACGGGAACAGCAUUUCUGAAUUUUUUUCACAACAGGAACGCCGUACCCUUUGGCAGGGUCCGUCGUCCAGGCAGCGACAGGAGGUAGCCCAAGCUGAAGCCAUCACCAAACAAGUUGAGGCAUUGCUCAAGAAUGGAGCACUAAUCCCCUGCAUCUCACGAUGCAAAACGCCUCUGUUCCCAGUGAAGAAGAAAACCACGAAGGGACAACCAGACAAGUACUGUAUGGUCCAGGAACUCAGAGCUGUCAAGUUUUGGACACACCCAUUGUGCCUAAUCCACAUACCCUGGGGUCCAGAAUACCACGUCAGCUACCUACUUCACAGUUGUGGACUUGGCGAAUGCCUUCUUCAUCGUUCCACUACACCCUUCCUGCCACUACCUCAUCGCCUUCACCCACGAGGGUCAACAGUACACAUGGACAGUGAAGCCACAGGGCGCCCAGAACUCCCCCAGCCAAUUUGCCAAGGCCAUGGCACUCAUCCUGAACUCCUGGCAGCUUAAAAACCCGACUGUUGUGCUUCUCCAGUAUGUGGAUGACUUGCUACUCUGUGCAGAUGACUUACCAACGGCGGUAGCAGCCUCAGUGAGCCUACUCUGCUUCCUUGCCAGCCAAGGCUGCAAAGCUUCCACACCCAAGCUCCAGUGGUGCUCCACUUCUGUUGUGUUCCUCGGACAUUGUAUCUCAAAGGGAACCAGACACCUCACCCAGGAACAUGUCACAGCCAUAUAGAAGAUUCCUCUGCCUUAGGGGCCUAAAGCAUUCCACACAUUCCUGGGGCUCAUCUCCUAUUGCAGAGUAUGGAUUCAAGAAGCCUCUCUACUGAUGCAACCUCUGUACGAUGCUUUGAAGACAGAUCCUUUCAGCUUCCGCAGAAGCCAAGUCCAACUUUGUUCUUCUCAAACAAGUCCUUUCCUCUGCACCUGCACUAGGAAUACCAGACUAUAAAAAGACCUUCAAAUUGUUUGUAUCCGAAAGACAAGGCCAUGCCACUGGAGUCCUCACUCAAGCUCAUGGCAACAAGCUCAGGCCCAUCGGAUAUUUCUCUUCUCAAUUGGACCCAGUGGCCAGAGGUGGCCCAUCUUGCCUCAGAGCCGUCUUUGUGACCCAAGCCCUCUUGGACAAGACCUUGGACCUAGUACUCGGACA